Messenger RNA from Helianthus annuus (common sunflower), 798 nucleotides. RefSeq names its product G-type lectin S-receptor-like serine/threonine-protein kinase At4g27290. The coding region runs from base 1 to 798 and encodes 265 amino acids. The record is from RefSeq and is a predicted model, not a curated record. Lineage: Eukaryota; Viridiplantae; Streptophyta; Magnoliopsida; Asterales; Asteraceae. The transcript has a single exon.
AUGGCGGAUAGAAGAGUAACCAAGACCAAGUUGAUCUUUGGCUUCCUUUUUGUGGGUUAUGUAUCAAUAGCUUGCACCUAUGCUGCAGACACCCUAUUCGUAAAAGAAACCAUUAGAUACAAUAAAACCAUCGUUUCACCACAAGAAACCUUCGAACUUGGUUUCUUUAGCCCCGCCAACUCCACGAACCAUUAUGUCGGAAUUUGGUACAAGAAAAUACCAAAACCAACCGUUGUAUGGGUAGCCAACCGGGACGCAUCACUCACAGAUACCUCCAGAGAGCUAACUCUCACCCUUCAGGGAGUUUUAGUUCUCCAGGAUGCCACCACGGGCAAUAUCCUAUGGUCAUCAGCGAACUCAUCAAGAGCAUCGGUGAUGAAUCCGAUUGGGCAGCUUCUAGAUACAGGCAACUUUAUAAUUUAUCAGGAAGGUGAUCAAGAAAAUCCCAUAUGGCAAAGUUUCGACUUUUUGACAGACACUUUUCUUCCCGAAAUGAAGUAUAGCUGGAAUUUGGUUACCGGGGUUGAAUGGCGCCUGACGUCAUGGAAAUCGGUCAAUGAUCCUUCUUCCGGUAAUUUUUCUUAUGGGAUUGAUAAGAGAGGUUAUCCUCAGCCGAUCCUAAUGGACGGGACGAGCAUAAUGUUUCGGACAGGUCCAUGGAAUGGACUUAGAUAUACCGGACUCCCUAAUUUGAGACCGAACUCGGUUUACAACUUCACCUUUGUUCUUAAUCAAAGAGAGAUUUACUACCGGAAUGAACUUAUAAAUACUUCAGUUUCAAUGAGGUUGGUGUUAUAG